AUGGCGCGCCCACGACGAGCGUCUGCCGCGUCAGAUCUCAGUUCCGUGCCAGACCAGAACCAGGAAUUAGGAAGCAUGUACGACUACCUGGCCAAAAUUGUCCUCCUCGGCCCCAGCGGCACCGGCAAAUCCUGCCUCCUGCAUCGCUUCGUGAAGAACGAAUGGCGCGUCCUGUCCUCCCAGACCAUCGGCGUUGAGUUUUCGUCGAAGAUAAUAAAAAUCGGCACACCCCCCAACCGUUCGAAGCGAAUCAAGUUGCAACUGUGGGACACGGCCGGCACAGAGCGAUUCCGAAGCGUGAGUCGGAGUUACUACCGGGGAGCGGCGGGCGCAGUGCUGGUAUACGAUGUCGCCAGUAUGGCCAGUUUCCAGGCACUCCCAACGUUUCUGAGUGACGCAAGGGCUUUGGCUAGCCCACAGUUGACAGUGGUUUUGGCGGGCAACAAGGCGGAUCUGGCAGACGAGUCGCUACAAACACAAGGGCAUUCGGGUCCAAACCAUACGAGAACGCAGGCCGUGCAUGUGAAAGGGAGUGCCCACCACCAGCGCAUCCAAAAGGAAGAUGAAGCCAACAGCGUUACACCUCCGGCAUCGAGCGCGUCAAGUCGACAAUCAUAUUUCCCCUACGAUUCUGGAGGCGGAAGCGUUACCGACUCGGUCAAGACAACAUCCAGUCGCUCGCGCGAGGACAGCAUGAACCUCUCAAAAUGGACCGCAACCCAAUCCACCGAAGGUCGCGAAGUCAGCACCGAAACCGCCUCCCGCUGGGCCUCGAAAGUCCACAUCCCCGUCACAAUGGAGGUCUCGGCUCUCACGGGUGACAAUGUCGAUGCAAUAUUUUACCGCCUGGCCGCCAUGAUCCUGACCAAGAUCGAGCUGGGAGAGAUCGACCCGGAUGAUCCGGCAAGUGGUAUCCAGUACGGCGAUGGCGCUGUGGGAGUCGACGGGGAUAGCAUAACCACAGACGGAGGUACCGUGAGACGGCGGAAAGGCGGGAGGGGAGGCACCGUGCGGAACGGAGUGCUCACCAGCCUGGGGGAGUGGGAAGACGUGUUUCGGAGACCGGCCUCAAGAGCGGGGAGAGGACGGUGCUGUUGA
Messenger RNA from Fonsecaea nubica, 1098 nucleotides. RefSeq lists its product as hypothetical. The transcript is spliced from 2 exons. Gene Ontology annotation, molecular function: GTP binding; GTPase activity. Gene Ontology annotation, cellular component: endosome. NCBI's taxonomy places the organism in Eukaryota, Fungi, Ascomycota, Eurotiomycetes, Chaetothyriales, Herpotrichiellaceae. Gene Ontology annotation, biological process: regulation of endocytosis. The record is from RefSeq and is a predicted model, not a curated record. The coding region runs from base 1 to 1098 and encodes 365 amino acids.